AAGGAGGGGUCAGAAAGAGAGAAAAGGGACCAUAGAGAGAGAGAGAGAGAGAGAGAGAGAGAGAGAGAGAAGCUAACAGUUUCAAAACUCGACGGAAUUAGAGUUUCAAACUUCAAUAAUUAGUUCAUCUGUCGUUUAGAGAUUGGGUGGUUAUAUCCGUGUUAUAAGACUGGUCGCCUUUAUCGUUUUUUUGUCUUGUUGUCAUUGUUUGCGUUCUUGUUUUUCCUGGAUUCAUUGCGUGACAGUAUGUCUCGGUCUGACUUCCCCCUGGGUUACGAUGACUCUCAUUCCCCCUCUAUGGCCCCCAAGGUGGUAACUACCCCCUCCCCCUGCUUAUGGCUUCCCUGCCAAUGGAGGUCCCCCAUCAGGCCAGCCCUCGUCCUUCUACCCCUCUGGUCCCCAUGGACCUCCAUACCCCGGCCAGCCUGCCGGGUACCCUGCUGGGCCCUACCCCGGCCAGCCUGCCGGGUACCCUGCUGGGCCCUACCCAGGCCAGCCUCACCCCGGGGGUCCAGGGUACAACAACCAGCCUAUGAUGCCACCCAUACCCCCUAUAAUCCCCCCUAUGAUGCCUAGCAGUGCACUGAGCGGCGAUGGAGAGGGGUUUGCGGCAGGCAGCUUUGACAGUCUGAAAGUGCGACACUCCUUCAUACGAAAGGUGUAUAUGAUCCUGGCAUCUCAGCUACUCGUCACUGUCGCAAUUGUGUCCGUCUUCACAUUUGUUGACUCUGUCAAGAAGUUUGUGAUCGCAAACCCAGCUGUCUACUGGGCAUCAUUCGGUGUGUAUUUCGUCACUCACAUUGUGCUGGUCUGCUGUAAAGGACCCAGGAGGAAAUUCCCAUGGAAUGUCAUCCUGCUGGCCAUCUUUACACUGGCCAUGUCCUACAUGACGGGCACCAUAUCCAGUUACUAUGAUACUAAGGCAGUGUUUCUGGCUCUGGGCAUCACCGUCAUUGUGUGUAUCAUCACCACUGUCUUCUGCUUCCAGACCAAGGUGGACCUCACCUCAUGCCCAGGCCUAUUCUGUGUCCUGGGGAUCGUUGUCAUGGUGGCAGGCAUCAUCACAGCCAUUGUGCUCUCCUUCAAAUAUAUUCCUUGGCUUCACAUGGUGUACGCGGCCGUUGGCGCAAUAGUCUACACACUGUUUCUGGCGUACCACACACAGCUGUUGAUCGGCAAGGGGAAGAACUCUAUCAGUCCAGAGGAGUAUGUGUUCGCAGCGCUCUCCAUCUACAUCGACAUCGUCCAGAUCUUCCUGUGCCUGCUGCAGCUUAUUGGUGCAGCCAACAGAUGAAUCCCCGGAAACAACGUUCCUUCCCAUCCCCUCCCCCCUGAGACAGGCAGACUCGGCUCACCAGAGUGCAACUGCACUCACUAUAGAAUUAGAAUGAGUAGAAUGGAAAUACUGGUAUACCUACCACAUAACGUUGUUUUGAAUUGGAAUGUUCUUUCUACUAAUUCUAAUUCUAUGGAUUUGACUUCGCUAACUCACAUAUUUAGCAAUUUUCAUGAAGUCUACUCUUCUGCUAAAAUGCAUCUGCUUGCAAAGACAUAUGUAGUAAUAUAUCCGUAUAGACACCAGUGGUGUAAAAUAACUAAGUAAAAAUACUUUGAAGUACUACCUAAGUAGUUUUUUGGGUAUCUGUACUUUACUAUUUCUAUUUUUGACAACAUUCACUUUUACUCCACUACACUCCAAAUGAAAAUAUAUAAGUUUUACUCCUGUACAUUUUCCCUGACACAUAAGAGUACUUGUUACAUUUCGAAUGUUUAGCAGGACAGGAAAAUGUUACAAUUCACACACUUAUGAAGAGAACACGUGGUCAUCCCUACUGCCUCUGAUAUGGCGGACUCACUAAACACAAAUGCUUUGUGCAUUUUACACUUUUAAUCAAGUAGUAUUUUACUGGGUGACUUUCACUUGAGUCAUUUGCUAUUAAGGUACAGGAUCUUGACUUUUACCAAAGUAUGACAACUGGGUACCUUUUCCACCACAGAUAGACACACUGAAUACAAAGCUGUAACUUUAAUCUAACUAUCUUUAUAUGAAGAUUUUUUAAAUUUGAUAUUUUUUGUUUAUAAAGUAAAAAUGUGUGUUAUGAGCUGGGAGCAGUAAGAUACUUUCUGAACUUGUCCAGUAGGUUUGUGCCUGCUUGAAGGCAACCCUGAGGUGUAUUCACUAGGAGCCAAACGGAGGCAAACAAAAGCAACAGGAACCAAACGGGGAGGGAUAUUCCUGAAAUGGUUCACUAGAAACUUGUUUUUGUUGCAAAACAUUUUCCAAUGUGAAAUGUUUAACUACGGUUUGCACUAAUAAAUACACCCCCCAAUAUCAGUAUUCCUCUGAGACAGAGAGGAAGGAUUUUUUUUUUACUCUGUAUGUCUGAUGCUUUUCUAUGAUUGUUACAUUUGUAAUUGGGUAGUCAUGAGCGAAAGCUCAGUGCUGAUUGGCUUGAUUUUUAUGCACUUUUUGGUAACGAGUGUCAGCUUAGGCUGCGUUUAGACAGGCAGCCCAAUAUUCUUUUCACUAAUUGUUGACCAAUCAGAUCAGCUCUGAAAAAGAUCUGAUUAGUGGAAAAAAGAUCAGAAUUGGCUGCCUGUCUAAACGCAGUCAUAGUGAUGCCAUCUUUAUUAAGAUAUGCUUUUAUGUAAAUGUAAUGUCUGUUUCUGAUGUACUUGUUAACACAUAUAAGAGUAUACCUAAUAUAGUAUUGUGAAAUUCUGUUAGCUGUAUUGUUAUGUACUGGUUUGAACAUACCAGGCUCGAAUGUGUGUUUAGAACCCUCAGAACAGAACAUUCCAAUUGAUCACUUGGCAAACUGCUGCCAACUCCAAAUAUUAGAGUAGAACACUGAGAACCAUAGCCGCAGGAAGCUCUUUGGGGGUCGUGGAGCAGUGCUUUUUCCACCGGAAGGUGGGUAGUGGCGCUACAGACCUGCUAUAUCGGCUAAUACAGGACUAGUAAAUGCACAGUGGACUACUUUGGUGAGAAUUUCUAUUGUUACAUUUGGAUUCCUCAGGGGGUGCAGCACCCCUACUUUCCGUGGCUAUAGAGUACCACAGUAUGAGUCAUAAUACCCAUGAAACCUAGCGGUCAAACAAGGAAAUGGUUCCAAUAAUUUUUCCCACAGGUGAUUUUAGAAACACUUAAGUACUUACUACGGGCUGUGUUUUUUGUAGGCUUAGCCUGGCAUGACAUUUUGUGUAAAUCUCUUUAGGACAAGGUGACUUUUGUCUAUUUAUUUAUUUAUUCGCCUGUAUUUACCCCCCCCCCCCAAAAUGAAAUGACAAUUAGCUGCUAUUGUGGCUAUCAUAAAGAACUACAAAUGCCAUGAUGAUCUGGACGAAACUGCCAAAUUCGAGGCAAAGGUAAGAAUCUCUGGAUUACCUAUCUAAUGUUAGCUAAAUGUUGUAAUUAAUAAAUUGGCUACAUUUAUUUAAA
Molecule: messenger RNA, 3442 nt
Organism: Oncorhynchus gorbuscha (pink salmon)
Lineage: Eukaryota; Metazoa; Chordata; Actinopteri; Salmoniformes; Salmonidae
Product: protein lifeguard 3-like
Exons: 12
Coding region: 533-1294 (253 amino acids)
Biological process (GO): negative regulation of apoptotic signaling pathway
Cellular component (GO): endoplasmic reticulum; Golgi apparatus; membrane
Source: RefSeq, a predicted model, not a curated record